Lithohypha guttulata is the source of this 771-nucleotide messenger RNA. RefSeq lists its product as uncharacterized. Gene Ontology annotation, molecular function: oxidoreductase activity, acting on NAD(P)H. The record is from RefSeq and is a predicted model, not a curated record. The coding region runs from base 1 to 771 and encodes 256 amino acids. NCBI's taxonomy places the organism in Eukaryota, Fungi, Ascomycota, Eurotiomycetes, Chaetothyriales, Trichomeriaceae. The transcript has 2 exons.
AUGACCUUUGAAGAGGCAGCGAGUGCCUUGUUUGGAAGCAACAGACUUGGACUGACUGCGCCUUGGAUCAAGGAGACGGAUUUCCGCAGAAGCGAAGGACAGAUACAACCACUACGAGCAGCACGAACGCUGUUCAUUUAUGGUGCAUCAACAUCUGUCAGCUUAUAUGCUGCACAGCUUGCUCAUCAUGCAAAAGAGGACAUCAAGCUGAUAGGAGCAGCGAGUCCAAGACAUUUCGAAUGGCUUCAAAAUCAGCCGUACGCUUACGAUCAUCUGGUUGACUACCGCACGGAUUGGCAGUGGACAGUAUCUCAGCUCACCAACGGCGAAGGACUAGACUUAGCAUAUGAUUGCAUCUCGGAAGGACAUACUGUGGAAUCAAUUAGCAAGCUCAUGAAGCCACAUGGUCAAAUGGCGGUGGUUCGCUCAGUCCAAGGAGGAGCUUGGGCUCAAACAGCAGAACUGCCCGUUGAACCAAGCUAUGGUGCAGUAUGGGAGGGACUAGGGGAAGAGGUGCAAUACAAAGGCAUGAAUUUGCCUGCGAAUCCGGAAGCAAAAGCUUUCGCGGUCAAUUUCUAUCAAUGGCUGUCUAAAGGUGGUGAGAGACUCAAACCCAACACGGUUCGCAUAAUGCCUGGUGGUUUAGAGAAGGUAGUGGAAGAUGGGUUUCAGCUCCUAGGCUCUGGUCUGAUGACUGAUCGAAAGCAGGACAGGAAUGAAAGUUGGAUGCAACCCGUGAGUGCAGAGAAGCUGGUAUAUAGACUCGUUUGA